Molecule: messenger RNA, 753 nt
Organism: Phyllotreta striolata
Lineage: Eukaryota; Metazoa; Arthropoda; Insecta; Coleoptera; Chrysomelidae
Source: the annotation of a GenBank genome assembly
UUGAUAUUUGUCUUGAGUUUUAUUUUGUGAACGAGUUGAGUGUCCUUUUAUCAAAAUAUUUUAAAUAAUUUGGAAUUGUCGAGUUUAAUAUUAAGUAGAGAUGAGUGAAGAGAGCCCGGCGGAUCAGGAAGUGCACGAAGUGGGUGAUUCCCUACAAUCUAUGAACAUUGCACACGAUGCAUCUCCGGAAAAACUCAAAAUCGACAUAUUAUUGAAGCCGACUGGCAAUGCACCGAUUAUGAAGAAGAAAAAGUGGACGGUUGAUAGUGACAAAAAAAUCGGUUGGAUUAUAGAAUUCAUUAGGAAAUACUUGAAGCUCGAAUCUAAUGAAAAAUUAUUUCUGUAUGUAAAUCAAACGUUCGCACCAGCUCCCGACCAACUAGUAAAAAAUCUGUACGAUUGUUAUAGUACAGAAGGAAAAUUAGUGCUACAUUAUUGUAAAACCCAAGCAUGGGGUUAAUUGCUUAUUUUGCUUUACAUCUGUGAAUUUUAUUAUACUGUAGCUGAAUUGGAACUUCAUUUAUGUAAUUGUGAUAAAUAUUUUAGUCAUUAAGUUAUUACGAGUAUGCCAUUAUUGGGAGCCGAAUUUUAUUCAUUAUUUUGUUGAACUGUUUAUUUUUUGAGAAAGCAAGUAUUUGUGGUUGGUGUCUAAUUAUAAAGUGAUACAAAUAACAAAUACAUAAGCAACUCAAUGGUUCUUUUGGUAUAUAUAAUUAUUGUAUAAUUACUCUCCAUAAAUCAAUUAAAAUAUAA